UGCAGUGCUGCUUGUGUUUCUGUAGCCUGUAGCUUAGGGAAACGCAUAGAAUCCUGGAGGAGACGUUCAGAUACAGAAAGCGACAUUUCAUUAAUUUCAUAUUUAUUGGUUAGCCUAUAGCAAAAUCGAUUAUGACCAUAUUACCGUGUUGCUAAGGUUUUUGGAUUUUCGAAUAAUAGGACUGGAGUGAGAUGGCAUCGCGAACCGGCGAGAGAAAUCUCGAGCAGAGAUAGAGUGUGUCUCGCUCGCGCAGCCUUCUGCACGAUGAGCGUAGCUCUGCAAGACCUGCGGAACAAUAUGUCCAACUACAAGCGCACAACAUUUGAAGAGGAUGAUGUGGCCGACAUGCCGGCGGAUGGAGCCCUCUCCCCUGACAGCGUGGAGAUUGGCAUCAGGAAGGGUGGGUUUCAGCUCCUGGGCCCUCUGGGCAGGAUGACGCAGCUGGAAGUGAUUCUUUCAGGCCUGCUCUUGGCCUCUCUGCUGGCUCUGUUUGGCUGUGGCCUGACCUUAGGUGUCCGCUACAGCACAGACCCUGGCCGUAGCUUGUGCCUGACGGAGGCCUGUGUCACGGUGGCUAGUAAGAUUGUGGAAGCCCUGGAUCGCCAGGCAGACCCCUGCCAGGACUUCUACCAGUACGCAUGCGGGGGCUGGGUCCGCAAGAACCCCCUGCCCGACGGGAGGUCCCGCUGGAGCACCUUCAACAGCAUCUGGGACCAGAACCAGGCCAUGCUCAAGCACCUUCUGGAGAAUGGCACGUUUAACUCCACUAGUGAGGCUGAGCGGAAGACCCGGGACUACUACUUGUCCUGCCUGAACGAGCAGCGAAUCGAGGAGCUGGGAGCCCAGCCUCUGAUCGACCUCAUCGCCAGGACAGGUGGCUGGAACAUUACAGGCCCCUGGGACAAGGACAAUUUCAUGGAGGUUCUGAAGACUGUUUCUGGGCCGUACCGGGCCCAGCCCUUCUUCACCAUUGGGGUCAGCGUGGACCCCAAGAAUUCCAACAGCAACGUCAUCCAGGUGGACCAGUCGGGGCUCUUCCUGCCUUCUCGGGAUUAUUACCUCAACAAAACUGCCAAUGAGAAGGUGUUAAAGGCGUACUUGGUCUACAUGGUGGAGCUGGGCGUGCUACUGGGUGGAGACCACAACUCCACUCAGAGCCAGAUGCAGCAGAUCCUGGACUUUGAGAUGGCCCUGGCCAACAUUACCGUACCGCAGGACGAACGCCGCGACGAGGAGAAGAUCUACCACAAGCUCACUAUCGCUGAGCUGCAGAUCCUGGCCCCAGCUGUGGACUGGCUGGACUACCUGUCCUCAGCGCUGUCCCCACUGGACCUGAAUGACACAGAGCCUGUGGUGGUCUAUGCCAAGGAGUACCUGCAGCAGGUGUCUGACCUCAUCAACAAGACAGACCGCAGUCUGCUGAAUAACUACAUGAUGUGGAACCUGGUUCAGAAAGGGGCAUCCAGUCUGGACCAGCGCUUUGAAAAUGCUCAGGACAAACUGCUGGAGAGUCUCUAUGGCACCAAGAAGUCCUGCACACCCCGGUGGCAGACCUGCAUCGGAAACACCGACGACACGCUGGGAUUCGCCCUUGGAGCGCUCUUUGUCAAGGCAACCUUUGACAAACACAGCAAGGCCAUCGCGGAGGAGAUGAUCAAUGAGAUCCGGACAGCUUUCAAAGAUGCGUUGGACAAACUGAAAUGGAUGGAUGGACAGACACGACAGGCAGCCAAGGACAAGGCGGACGCAAUCUAUGACAUGAUCGGUUUCCCAGACUUCAUUUUGGAUCACAAGGAGCUGGACGAUGUUUAUGAUGGGUAUGACGUCUCUGAGGACAACUUCUUCCAGAACAUGCUCAAUUUCUACAACUUCUCUGCCAAGGUGAUGGCUGACCAGCUACGCAAACCACCAAACAGAGACCAGUGGAGCAUGACUCCGCCCACAGUAAAUGCCUACUACAUGCCCAGCAAGAAUGGUAUUGUUUUUCCUGCUGGAAUCCUGCAGGCACCUUUCUAUGCUCACGACCACCCAAAGGCUCUGAACUUUGGGGGAAUCGGAGUGGUGAUGGGGCACGAGCUGACCCACGCCUUUGAUGACCAGGGCAGAGAAUAUGAUAAGGAUGGGAACCUUCGACCCUGGUGGCAGAAUUCCUCAGUGGAGGCAUUUAAGAAUCGGACCGAGUGCAUGGUGGACCAGUAUUCCCAGUACACCAUCAAUGGGGAGCACAUCAACGGCAAGCAGACGCUCGGAGAGAACAUUGCCGACAACGGAGGCCUGAAGGCUGCCUAUAAUGCGUACAAGUCAUGGGUUCAGACAAACGGUGAAGAGAAGCAGCUGCCAGCGGUGGGCCUCACUAACGACCAGUUGUUCUUUGUUGGAUUUGCACAGGUGUGGUGUUCGGUGAGGACCCCAGAGAGUGCCCACGAGGGCCUGAUAACCGAUCCCCACAGUCCCCCCAAGUAUCGUGUGAUUGGCACUCUCUCCAACUCCCCAGAUUUUGCCCAGCACUUCAACUGCCCGGCUGGCACGCCAAUGAACUCGGGCCAUCGUUGUGAGGUGUGGUAAAGUGAACGGGCAAAGUGAAGGACACAGGGAGCAGCCACAGGAGUAUGACCUGCCCCCUCAAAACACUGGACUUCUUACUGAUUUUUCUUUUCCUUUUUGUAGUAGAAAACAAAACAAUGCUGGAUUCUUAAAGGGGCUUUUGGAUAAACAAAGGGUGAAGGACGAGAGGGAGAGGGAAAGUGUCACUGUGUUAAUAUUUCUGUCUCGCUAUUUGUGGACGACUGUUUCAACUCUCUCUGACCCUCCUGCUGGUCUGUGUGUUCUCUGAGGAGCAGGCUUGUGUUUAUUUAUUGUGUGCUGAACUAGGGGAGGGUGGAUGGGCAGUUUGGGGUGGGGUGGUAUCUUCCUUCAUCUUUCUGUGCGUCUGUGUUUUCCUGGCUUUGUGCCCUGUUUACAACUUCAACUUCCUGUUGAGGAGGAAGACCACUGUGACCUCACAGGAAAUGCUGGACUCCACUGUGACCUCACAGGAAGUGCUGAACUGGCUGUGAUUCAGACUGCAAGGAUAGCCAGUACUCGCUUACACACCUUUCCUUUGUUUUGUCAUUUAUGUGUGUUUUGGUGUUGACAAAAUUGAAAUGAGAUGCUCAUUUUAUAUUGCUUCUGCCAAAGAAUAGUAUUUCUUUACUUGGUUAUUUGUGUGUAAAGGGGAAGCGUCCUCCUGGUCAAAUGAAGUCCCGUUUUCCGUCAAAUGAUACGCAGAAGCCAUUUGAUGAAAUGUGCCACAUAGUGUGAUGUUUACCGCUGGCAGGGUGUUGGUAGGAACGUACAUGGACAGGCACGUGUUUGCAUGUGCAUUUGUUUGUGUGUGUGCGCACCAGACUCCACACUCAUGUCACAUCCAUUACAGCAGUGCUAUGCUCAUAGUAAUACAAGAACCUACAUUUCAAAAACCACUAACUUGCUGUAAAAAGGGAUUCUAAGUGUUUUAACCUUCCUGGUCAAAGCAUUUUGGGUUAUUCUCAAUCUGUGUGCAGGUGGCUGUGACAUGCCGCUAGCUAAUCCCUGAUUGGUUGUCAGCAUGGCGAUUCAGUGUACUGGGUAGUAAAGACACGCACAUUUGCUUUCUUUCACUGAAAUGGGAGAGAUGAAAGAUAAGCAGGGGGGUGGAGGUGAGUGUUCACUCUGCCCACAGAGUCCCUGUAUCUGUACAAGGGUGUUUCACCUGUUGCGUUGUUUGCUGCAGCUCUGUAUAUCCAGUCUCACUGUUGACACCUGUUGGCUGUGUGUGUCCACUGCACUGCUUCCUGGCACUGGCAGCUCUCUGCUUUGUGUGUUUGUGACUCCUCUCACUGUGUGUGAAAGCAGUCUAGUCUAAAUGUAUGCCAUGUCUUUUUAUGGAUCUCUCCAUUUAUACGUAUGUUCCCACUGUGUUGCUUCUCUUAUCUUGUUUGCGGUCCAGCAGACUUCAGAUGUUGACGGGACUGAGGUCCCUUGUAGGGUUUCAAGGUCACCUGUGUGUGUGUGUGUGUGUGUGUGUGUGUAUGCACGCCCUUAAAACAUGAGUGGUUUGGGUGAGUUGUCAGGGGAGAGGGAGUUGCGUUAGCCUUAAGUAUUUACGAAAAGGAAACAAAAUCUAUACAUAUAUUUAAAAGUGCAAGCAAAAUAGAAACUUGAAGUCUAAAUGCCUUUAAGCAGCUGUUGCCAUUAAGUGAUAUUGCUCGCUCUCUGGAUUAGUGUGCCGUAUCCCCAGUUGCAUUAAAGGUUUGCUUCAUGCGCUUCCUCAUCCUACCCUCAGACUGCCAGGUUAACCAAUCAGGAUCCAGAAUUCCUGAUGACUCAGAAUUUGGUCUGGCCAAUCAAGCUUCAGGUCCACCUCAGAACCAAGCAAGUGGUUCUGGAGGAUGUAUCUAAAAGUGCAUUGUUGUUGAACACUGAUUGGACCACAGUAGCUCUGCAUUGAUUGGACAAUGGGGAAAGUGCUGACAGCCCGUCAGCACAGCGGCACUAUUCCGUGCGUUCUACGUUAACCUGUGUCAAGUUUUUGCCUUAUUUAAUUUCGGUUCUUGUUCAGAUUGUGUUUUAUUUUCUUUAUUUUCACCAGAUUAUUUCACACUGAUUCACAGUAUUUGUUUCUUGUUGGAUGUUUUCAGUUUUUGUUAAAAUCGAAGGAAGGAAAGGCCAGUUGUGUCUGACAUGGGAGGCAUUAAGUCUCACCCGCAUUCUGCUUUAGUUAAAGACUGUAAAUGGAAAUGAAACAGAAAUAAAGAAUAUAUUAAAAUUAAAAUUAUUUAAGAAACACA
Messenger RNA from Anguilla rostrata (American eel), 4808 nucleotides. RefSeq names its product endothelin converting enzyme 2b (gene ece2b). Gene Ontology annotation, biological process: protein processing. Gene Ontology annotation, cellular component: plasma membrane. NCBI's taxonomy places the organism in Eukaryota, Metazoa, Chordata, Actinopteri, Anguilliformes, Anguillidae. The transcript has 20 exons. The coding region runs from base 265 to 2565 and encodes 766 amino acids. The record is from RefSeq and is a predicted model, not a curated record. Gene Ontology annotation, molecular function: metalloendopeptidase activity.